Electrophorus electricus (electric eel) is the source of this 1879-nucleotide messenger RNA. It is a transcript of the gene mims1a, whose product is annotated as mitochondrial inner membrane scaffold 1a. Gene Ontology annotation, cellular component: mitochondrion. Lineage: Eukaryota; Metazoa; Chordata; Actinopteri; Gymnotiformes; Gymnotidae. The record is from RefSeq and is a predicted model, not a curated record.
GUGACCAUGUGUAAUAUUCAUGCGUCUCGCGAAACCUGCCGUAAAUGACAGAGGGGACAUAACUAACAUUGCAUUUUUAGGAUGAUUUGGGCCCCUGUAGCGGAGAGACUGUGAACGAUGUUGCAGUUCUUGAGCGGCGGACACUUCAGACGGGUCACCCUGCUGUCCCUGAUCCACGGCCCUGUGUCCUGGGACGCCCUCAGACAGGCAGGCCCCCGAAACGCCACAAAACGAUGGGUGCGCACUUCAGCUUCGGCCUUCUCUGUAGCCUCUCAGAAGCCCCCCGACAGAGAUGCACAGCAGAGCCCAGCUGGUGCCAACCAGGGGGACUCGGCAGAUGUGGAUCCCCUCCAGGACAAAUCCAUGGGCCUCGUCCAGCGGUUUAAGAAGACGUUUAAGCAGUAUGGCAAAGUUAUGAUCCCUGUUCACCUGCUCACAUCCUCCAUCUGGUUCGGUGCCUUUUACUACAGUGCCAUGAAAGGCGUGAACCUGGUGCCGUUUCUAGAGUACAUCGGAUUUCCUGACAAGCUCAUUAAACUUCUGGAGAAUUCGCAGAGCGGCUAUGCGCUGACUGCUUAUGCCAUGUAUAAGAUUGCCACCCCGGCGAGAUAUACGGUGACUUUGGGAGGAACGUCCCUCUCGGUGAAGUAUCUGAGGAAGCAUGGCUACAUGUCAACCCCUCCUCCCGUUAAGGAGUAUCUCCAGGAGAAGAUGGAGGAAACAAGAGAGAGGAUCUCAGAGAAGAUGGAGGAGACCAAGGAUCGCUUCUCAGAGAGGAUGGAAGAAACCAAGGACAAAUUCACAGAAAAACUUCAAGAAACCAAAGACAAGGUGGGUUUCCGGAAGAAAUCCGAAUAGGUUUUCUAUGCCCCAGUAACCCCCCACCAUGUCACCACUGGAAGAAGAUGCACUAGGCUGUUUCUCUCGCGUCACCUGAUGAUAUCAAGAAGUGUCACACAUUCAAUUCAUCAGCAAAUUAUCUGGGUCCACAUUAGGGAGAAAUACCACAAACACUUUAAAACAGACUAAAUAGCGAUCCCACCAUCUUUAACCACCUCCACUAGUGUGCAUGUGCAACUGUCGCAGGAUGGACGCGAAGUUUCCCGAGGCAGACUGCUGCUGGCCUCCCUCUCGACUGAAGCGUUUCUGAAACACUUUCUUGAAAGCAUGCACUUGUUGUAUCUGCAGUUUACAUCUGUUGCUGUAAUUUCGCCCAGCGCUCCAGCCAGUGUUUGCACUACUGCUUUUACCAUGAAAAAACAUGGCUAACUCAUAAAUGGCCCUUAAACAUUAGUGAUGACACUUACUGACAGACUGGUUACAAUUAACAUCCUUAAAGUUAAUGAGACUUCAUUAAUGACAGUAGGCAUUGAUUGGUACCUGUGUAAUUAUGCAAAACGGUGUUGCUCCUAACUUUUGUUUGCAGGCCUGAGAUCCAUGCUAAGGCAUCUAACCUGAUGUAUAUAGUACAGUAAGUGGGAGGAAUAUUGUGCAAUGCUGUACUUGUUUAAGAAUGAAAAGGUAUAAAAGCACAGGCAUUUUAAUGUGAAUUAGUGCUUAGUUAGGAUCGACAGGACGCACCAUAAUGUAAUAUCAUAAUACCCAUGCCUUUUGUUUGUUACGGUUUACUUGCUCUUUAUGAUUAACAUGGUAUUUUUCAAUACUGUAUUUAAGCACUCAGGCUCUUGGAUUUAUUUUGUAUAAUUGUGGUCCUUGUAAAAUGGGGGCAAAGUUUAUGUCAGUAAUGGGCAGUCCUUUGUUCGAGUUCGGGUGUGGGAAAAUGGCCACACCAUGGUCAGACAUGUUCAUGUUUUGUUGCCAUAGCAAUUACCUGUACGGGUGAACCUGAAUCAUAAUAAUAAAAUGUACCUGCAAUAGC